This is a messenger RNA of Exophiala dermatitidis NIH/UT8656, 2116 nucleotides long. RefSeq lists its product as uncharacterized. Gene Ontology annotation, molecular function: mRNA binding. Gene Ontology annotation, cellular component: cytoplasm; nucleus; ribonucleoprotein complex. Bases 267 to 1217 code for a protein of 316 amino acids. NCBI's taxonomy places the organism in Eukaryota, Fungi, Ascomycota, Eurotiomycetes, Chaetothyriales, Herpotrichiellaceae. The transcript has 7 exons. The record is from RefSeq and is a predicted model, not a curated record.
CGCGCAUGUUGUCACUCUCGUUGAACUGCCUGCCGCCUGCAACUUGGACUUGCUUCUCGCAUCUCGUCCACUCCUCAUCCUCAUGUGCCAGUGUCUCCGUCCUCCCAGACUGUACCUACGUAUUUCCUGUGCGGUUCCUCCCUGCUGAGUUAGCUCUCUGGUACCUCUUCUGGCUUCCAUCCAGCGAACAGCCCUGCUUGAGGGCUCCCUGAUAUCCUGUCCUCGCUGAUCUCCCGGAUUCUGGUCGCACCUUACCAGGAGAUAUCAUGGCCGACGUUUCCUCCACCCGGCUCUAUUUGGGCAACCUUCCGCGCAAUAUCACGAAGCAGGACAUCCAGGAUCACUUUGGCACCCAUGGCGCAGGCUCCAUCAAAGAAAUCAAGCUGAUGAAUGGCUUCGGCUUCAUUGAAUAUGAGGAUCCCAUGGAUGCGCGGGACGUAGUCCCAGCCUUUCAUGGAACAGAGUUCAAGGGUGAACGUUUGACAGUCCAGUUUGCCAGAGGUCCACGCCGUAAAGAUGACUUCAAUGGUCCCUCAGAUCGGAAUAUUCCACGACCGCGGCGUACAAUCUAUCGCAUGCAAAUCACUGGGCUCCAGCCGGACACUAGUUGGCAGGAUCUGAAAGAUUUUGCUCGCAACUCGGGUCAACUAGACGUCGUCUAUUCAGAGACAGGCCGUGAACGUGAUGGCAAAGGCUUCGUCGAAUUCGAAACACAGGCCGAUCUCAAGACAGCCGUUGAAAAGCUAGAUGGCCAAACCUUCAAAGGUGCUACAGUUCAUUGUGUUGCAGAUAUCCAGGAUGAGCGACCCGACAUGCGAAGCUAUCGACAAAGAUCUCCCCCUCGAGGCCGUUAUGGUCCGAUGGACGACUACCAUGACCGCCGCGGCCCUCCGCAACGUGGCUGGAGCCCUCGCGGUUCAGGUUAUCGUGAGCGUUCCCCAGGACGCCGUCCUCCUCCUGAUGACUACUACGACCGCUAUGAACGAGGCUAUGGUAGACGAACUCCGCCACCACGGGAUUACCCACCACCACCUCCAAGACGAUAUGAUGGAGACCCAUACGACAGCCGAGGCCCUCCUCCACCACCCGUUCGCGGCUACGGAGAUCCCUACCGGAAUGGAGACCCAUACGGCCCCCGGCCACGAAGCCCUCCUCGUGGCUAUGGCUACGGUGGCGGUUACGGUGGCGGUUACGGCGGCUACGAUGGUCGAUAUUAGGACGACCCUUCAACAUCCUUUCGAUCUCACCAACCGACAGGUGACCGGGUGAGCCGCAGGCUCAUGUUCUUCUCACCCUCAAAAGUUUGCUUUCCUUAGGAUGUCUACAUCCACCCUCCUGUUCCGGCUGGACCUGGGUCGGAUUCUUCCACCGCUUUGUGCCGAGAGUGCAACGACUGCAACAGAUUGAACUGAGGAAAUGGACCGCCGGAAUGGAUUGCUUGCUCUUAUGCUUGAGCGGUUUCUGUAAUAGUAUCGAAAAUGCUUGAUUUUCCCUGCGCCCAUGGUUUGCGAUCCGAGUCUCAAAAUGUGCAGAUCUUCUUGGUACCCGAAAACGACACGAUGGACCCGUUUAGUCCGGAUGGAUCCACGAGAGGACAGCCCUGGGCCCAAGCAUACCUUUUUUCUGGUGAUCUAGGUCCGCUGGCGUCUAUCCCACAACUACCUAGUCAUGGUCAAAGCCUCGCGGGCAGCUAAUUCUGUGAGCUUCCCUGCUGGAGUCCGAGAUAUCGUGGGGCCUGAUCAUGCUGUGGCCAUCUAAGGACUUCCACGCACAUCAUGCAUCGACGUCCAAUUCUAUCGAUGACUGACCAGGACUAGUGAUAGUGGAGUGCUGAGGUAUGGGUAAGUCACAGCACUUUCAAACAAGGUAGUCGCACUGUAAUCGGAGAACACUGUAAUUCAAAUAGAGGCAGGACGUGCUCGCCCGCCGAAGAUGCCCGUGAUUGUGUUCGCUAAGUCCGGACUACGCGAGCCGGAUCUCACUCGGGCGUUCGUGAAUCUAGUAGGUAUGCUGCUAGACAGUCGUGGAGUCAUAAGAUGUAUGUGGUCUGGGCCAGUAAGUCAUUUUGUAGAAGCAUAAUCAAUCAUAAUCAUAAUCGUUUUCCAAAAAACUUUUU